Messenger RNA from Xenopus tropicalis (tropical clawed frog), 2332 nucleotides. RefSeq names its product dynein regulatory complex subunit 2 (gene drc2). The record is from RefSeq and is a predicted model, not a curated record. NCBI's taxonomy places the organism in Eukaryota, Metazoa, Chordata, Amphibia, Anura, Pipidae. Gene Ontology annotation, cellular component: axonemal dynein complex. The coding region runs from base 137 to 1639 and encodes 500 amino acids. Gene Ontology annotation, biological process: axonemal dynein complex assembly; protein-containing complex assembly; axoneme assembly. The transcript has 9 exons.
GCUACGUCCCCUCUAGCUUCCAGCGCUAGGUACCGCCCAAAACAGGCGGGGCUCUCUGUUGCUAGGAGACCUCCGACAAACUGUUCAGGAACCGGAGCUGUAAUAAGAAGAAUCGCUACUUUGAAAUAACGCAGUCAUGCCUAAAAAAGCUGGGAAAAAAUCUAGCAAGCUGAGCCGCAUGAGUGAAGAGGAAAGAUUGCUUUACAUGCAGCAGAAAUUACUCGCAGAGGAGGAGCAGAGCAAGAAGAAAGAAGACAUGCUUAUGCAGUUUCUAAAGGAUAAACUUGCUAAAGAGGAGCAGAGCAGCAAAAUUAACUUGAGCAAGCUGAAUGUGCAGUGGCGCUCAGUGUUGCGGGAGGUGAAAACUAAAGAACUGCGCAAGGAUAUAGAGAUUCUCAGUCAGACCUUUGAAAGAGUUGUGGACUGCAAGGACAGCGUUAUCAAAGCCUUAGCACAGGAUGUCGAGGAAGCUGAAGAACAGUAUGCUCAUGCCCUGCGUGGCCACCUUCAGAACAUUGAUCAGCUGUUGGAGCUGCAGAGGGAGCGCCUUGCACUGUUGCAGGAAGAAUAUCAACAAGAGUUGGAUGCCAUACAGAAAGAAUUUGAAACAGAAAGGAAGAUGAUCAUCCAACAAAGAGAGACCGAAAUUACGUACCUGCAGAAUGUUUUAUUGGCCAUGGAACAGAAUACUACAGAGAGUGAAAAUGAGGCCAAACUGGAGUAUCAGAGCAUGAGAGAUGAAAUAAAAAACAAGAGUUUGGAGGAGAAGCAUGCCCUGCGUAUAUUGCUGGAAGGGACUGUGGAAGACCUUUGGAAGCAAUUUCAGAUGGCCCUCAAAAACUAUACAGACUCCACAGAGGACCGCAGGAUAAUGUUUGAAACCUUAAAAGCUAAAGAUGAGAAAAGUGCUGAAGAAAUUCAGAUGCAAAUGAAGAAACUCCAGAAAAUUCAGGAUUCUAUAACAACCCUUAAGAACCGGACUGCAGCACAUGCCCGAGAAAGUGAGGAACAGAAUCGAAGGCUGCGUGAGGAUAAGGAAGUGGUGCAUAAGCAGUUCCAGAAACUGAAAAGUCAAAUGAACCAAGCAAGAGCUUCAGAGCACAGUCACCUUUCAACCCUGACCAUGCAGAGCAAUGCUACCUUGAAGGAACUGCAGCGUAUUAUAGACAAGGGAGACUCCAUACUACGACUGGCAGAAAUGUGCCGCAAACUGGAGACUGAGGACGAGAAAGUGCUCCCAUUCUACCCAUCUUCCCUCAGUGACAAAGAGAGGGAGGAAGCAGAGAGGGCUAGCAUGGAGAAGCCAACAGAAGAGCUGGCACUGCUAAUGCAGGAUUAUAGUGCACUGGACCAGUUUUGGAAACGUUACAAUAAGGUUCUUCUGGAACGCUGGGCAUUAGAUCGUGAGAAAGUUGUUCUGACCCAUGACAACCAGAAACUGCGAUACUUGCUCAAGCAGUACUUAGAUGGCAUCUCUGUAAGCGAUGAGGUUUUGUCACAGCAAAAUCCAUUACUGAUCCUUAACAAUCGUAGCAACCUGCAACAGAAGCCUCUGCCAGUUCCUGUUACUGAUGCAAGAGUCCGGCGGCCUGUCCAUAACGUUAUUGAAGCUGCUCAUAUUGUCAGCCAGACAUUGUGAACAUUUCCUUGCCUUCUGUCAGCAUGCCACGUGCCUCUGUUCAGGAGAUGCCCAUUCAUGUGGGACUUCUCUAUUGGCAGUAUGUUCCAUUUCCUGAUUACCAAAUACACUCCCUAUACACCUCUAAAGAGAACGGAUUUUUUGUCAGGUGAGAUGAUACAAGUGAAUGAAGGGGACAGUAGGCCGCAGUUAUAAUAGGGGUUCUCUUCAUUUUAGGUACAUGAUGUUCCUUCACUGGAUGUGUGCAUCUAUAAAUAUAUGAGCUGGAGCUGCCUUCUCUAUAACCAGCAAUUAUGCCUUUUUUAUCCGUAAAAAGGUGACCAGGACAAAACCUAGUGAUGAGUGGGCCAUGAAAUCUAAUAUACAUUAUCGUCAUACUAUGUCACAAGGGCCCCAAAUGUUGUGCUUGUGCAAGGCCACAGAGGAACAACUGUCACUAAUAAUUAUACAGUUCAUCGCCAAUGCUGUCCUAAGGGUAAACACAAAAACAGCAGUGUGAUUGUAUUUCCCUUUAAGUACAUUUUUUAUUACGUGGUUUAUCUUAUAUUUUAUUUACUUUUUUAUUAUAAGAUAUGUCUUAGUAAUAGUGGAAUGCUCCUGAUAUCCAAGCUCUCACCUCCACUUUGUGCUCAAAUUUUACUAGUAAGUCUCUAAUACAAUAAUUAAAGGCCAUCACAUAAUCCAUAUAAUUAC